AACACUAUGGAAACCGAAAGUGUAAACACAACUCUCCGGUGGCCGAGCUUUACACGAGCUGUAGAAAACCCACUGGUGCCCGAAAAUGUCCUCAAGAAACAGGGGUGGGGUCGAACGACCCAUUUCAGAACAAAUUGAGGAGCUCAAGGCGAAAAUCGCUCUAAUCGAGGGAGACAGAAAGGCAUACUUUGAGUCCUCGCAGUAUGCUAUCAAGAAGAACAGGGAGAAUAUCCUUAGUCUGCGUAAAGAGAACUGGGAACUGCGCCGGAAGCUUAGAGAUAGGCUGGAGCAAGAUGAGCAUAUCAUUGGAAAAGCCUUUCAUGAUCGUCCUGUUGAACGAGCAGCAUUAGCCAACAAAUCAGGACAGCAAGCCAUUACAAUUUUUGACUUGAAAGUAUGUGAUACGAUGAAACGCUCGAACGCUAUGAACCACACCACUGUGAGGAAACAAAAACAUCUGGAGGCGCUGCAGACAAAGUAUGAUCAGAUGGUCAAGGAUGCAUCUGAUGCCAUGGAGACGGACAAAGGCGAGUCUGAGGAUGCUCAGCAGAUGCGUUCCCUGGAGAACAGCUAUGACAAGGUCAUCAUGAAGAACGAGGAGGCCAAGCAGGUCCAACGCAUCUACCUGGACAUCAAGGCCCGCUUUGAAGCAGAAGCUCAGAAUUAUCCACAGAAACUAGACAUUUUGGAGGCUGAGAUCCGCCGCACCAGAGCUGAGCUGAAGGAGCUGAAAGCCAUGCAGAAUGAUGCAGAGAUCUCAAAGGAGGCUUCUGUUGCCGAGCUGCGGCGCCAUGAGGAGACAGUUUAUAGUGAGCGCAAGAAGCGAGAGGUAGAACUCCAAAAAAUGAAGAAGGAAGCUGAAGAGAAGAAGAUGCAACACGAACGAAUUGAGAAACGCCUGGCCCAGAGAGGGUCAAUCCAGCAUGAUGACCUCACUCCCCAGGAGAGGGCAGCACUGACAGGGGAAGAGCAGCAGCAGAAGAUUACAACCUAUGAGGAGGCUUUUCGCUGUAUCAUGGAGGCAACAGGUGUCUCAGACACUCGGGAAGUUGUAGAGCGUUUCGAAAACCAAGGUCAGACAACACAGCAUCUUGAAGAGCUGAAGAAGGACAAUGAAAAGCAAAUCAACCGACUGUGUGAAGAGAAAGAAAAGCUGCAGCAGGAGUUUGAGGAGAUGAAAUACUCAGGCGAGGCCAAGCUGUCUAGUGGUCAGACCAUGCUGGAGGAGUUCCAGAACCACCUGGCCAAAGAAGAGAAAAGGCGGGAUGAUGCUGAUGAAAAACUUCAGAGAGCAAGCCGCAUCCUGGUGCAGGUGAAAGCAGGAGUAGAGCACCUGGCGGACAAACUACAUCACCUGAAAGCUAACAAGGGGCAUGUCCCAACAGCUCAGAUAGCCCCAUCAUCAGACGAGUAUGUCCUAGACCAGCUAUCCACAUCAGAGGAGAAACUUCUAAAGCUUAUGGAAGAUUUUGAUGGCAAGGAUUUGCAUGAGGUUCUCAGACAGAUGGAAGAGGAAGAGUUCCAUGCCAGCAUUGAAGGCAAACUUCCUCAGUACAACACACGCAUCAAACUACCAACCACCCAGCGAGACCUAGUGUAUGGAGAUGAAGAUGAAGAGAGUGGCGAAGAUGAUGCUGAUGUCCCCAACAGGGCUGCCAUCAAGAAGCAAUCACAAUUCAUCAUUGACUCCAAAACUAAACGCAGAGUGCCCAAGAAAAAGAAGAAGACCAAAUAAAAAGAAAUUGAUAGAAAUCAUGACUUACAAAGAAAAUGUCCAACAUGCAUGUACAACUUCAACAUUAUCUUUAUUGAACUAGAACUUUGAUGUUCCUGUCUUUCAUGUCCAAUCUGAUAAGAUUUUAGCAGGGUUUGUGGAGAAAGGAAAUGACUAAGACUACUAUGUUACCAAGACUUUUUUAAAAGUGUUUGGUGUGCUAGUAGUGUUUCUUGACCUUCAGUCAAAAAUGCUUAGAACAAUGAUGCCAAGAUUUGUUUUAAUUUUUGUGAGAAAUUGUGAGAAAGAAUUAUUCCCACCUAAUGUGCUACUUCUAAACAUCUGUAAUACAAAUAUAAAAUCAGGUUUGAUAGCUUUUCAUAGUAAAGUUGAUCAUUAAAGGCUAGUCAAAAAUAAUCUUUAACACCAGCAGAUAUAGAAAAAAGUGUGGUGCAGACAGCAUGGCAUUUUUCUUUGAUGGUUUUCCCAUCAUGGACACACCAACAGCACUCUGAGGUAUUUUACUGUCUGGAAGCUCUCUACACCUCAAAAAGCACCUGAAAGUCUUUAUUAUAGAGGUCAAUUCAUUUUUUUUUCUCUCCAGGCUUAUGAUUGUAAAAAUCAUGAGUAUUUAGAGGGUAACGUCAUGAUACUGUGUACACUUCUGAUCUGAAGCAUUUUGAAACAUGUUCUUGUAUUUUAUGCUGCGAUCUGUAACCAACAAAUGUAUACUGAAGUCUACCGGAAGCCAUCAAGUAAUACCAUCAACAGAAAUUUUGAAACUAGCUGCAAAAAAUGAUCUGACAGUACUGAUGAUGAUGAAAGUAUGUGCUGCUUCAUGUAAUGUGCAAUCACCCAUAGCUUUUUAAAAUAUUUUUAUGGUUAUCAUCAUCACUGCAAGCAAACUAGAGACUGCCUCAAAAGGUGUGAUGACACUAGUGUGAUCUUUGCACAUAACAAACAUCUUUGAUCUAAACAUAAUAACUAAGGACAUCUUUUUGGAUGUAAUGUCCAGUUUAGAAAUUUGAGCUUGCAGAAAAAGGGACAUUAAAAACACUGUUACAUAUUCUA
Pomacea canaliculata is the source of this 2785-nucleotide messenger RNA. RefSeq names its product coiled-coil domain-containing protein 151-like. The record is from RefSeq and is a predicted model, not a curated record. The coding region runs from base 86 to 1735 and encodes 549 amino acids. Gene Ontology annotation, biological process: outer dynein arm assembly; cilium movement. Gene Ontology annotation, cellular component: cilium. The transcript has 11 exons. Lineage: Eukaryota; Metazoa; Mollusca; Gastropoda; Architaenioglossa; Ampullariidae.